Messenger RNA from Rotaria sp. Silwood1, 2291 nucleotides. The record is from the annotation of a GenBank genome assembly. Lineage: Eukaryota; Metazoa; Rotifera; Eurotatoria; Philodinida; Philodinidae.
AUGCAAAAUAAUCGUCGUGAAAAACGAGAUCGUGAACAAGGAUCUUUAACACGAAUUGCUAUAGUAAAUAACGAUCGAUGUAAACCUAAAAGAUGUAAUCAAGAAUGUAGACGAUCAUGUCCAGUUAAUAGAACAGAAAAAUUGUGUAUUGAAGUAAAACCUGAAUCAACUAAUUCUAAUAUAUCAGAAGAAUUAUGUAUUGGUUGUGGUAUAUGUGUGAGGCAAUGUCCAUUCGAUGCAAUAAGUAUUAUUAAUUUACCAAGUAAUCUUGAUAAAGAUACAACUCAUCGCUAUGGAUUGAAUUCAUUUAAAUUACACCGUCUACCAAUACCACGACAAGGCCAAGUUUUAGGUCUUGUUGGCUCAAAUGGUACAGGUAAAACAACAGCAUUAAAAGUUUUAGCUGGAAAGUUAAAACCUAAUUUGGGUAGAUAUUCGACACCACCGGAUUGGCAAGAAAUAAUAAAAUAUUUUCGUGGUAGUGAAUUACAAAGUUAUUUUACGAAGAUUCUCGAGGAAAAUCUUAAAACUGUAUUCAAAAGACAGGAUGUCGAUCGAAUUCCACAACUUGCACAAGGUCAUGUACGCGAUGUAUUAGAAAGAACAAAUGAACUAAGUGACCAAGGUGAAAUAUAUGAAUCAUUUGAUUUAUCAAAUGUUCAAGAUCGACAGAUAUCUGAUUUGUCUGGUGGAGAAUUGCAAAGAUUUACAUGUGCUAUGACUUGUAUGCAAAAGGGAGAUAUAUACAUAUUUGAUGAACCAUCAAGUUAUCUUGACAUUAAACAACGCUUAAAAGCUGCUGUGGCUAUUCGAAACCUUAUUCAAGAAAAUCGGUAUUCAUUAUGGUGUUGUAACAAUGCCUUUUCUGUUCGUGAAGGUAUUAACAUAUUUUUGGAUGGUUAUAUUCGAACAGAAAAUUUACGUUUUCGCGAUGUUGAGUUAACUUUUAAAGUUGUUGAAACAGCAUCCAAAGAAGAAGUCAGACGUUUAUCAACAUAUUAUUAUCCUACGAUGAAAAAAAAUCUAGGCUCUUUUGAUUUAUCUAUUGAUGCUGGUUCCUUUACAGAAUCGGAAGUUAUUGUUUUACUUGGAGAAAAUGGAACUGGUAAAACAACUUUGAUUCAAAUGUUAGCUGGUAAAUUAGAACCCGAUAAUGGAGUCGAAAUGCCUCACAUGAAUAUUUCCUACAAACCACAAAAGAUUAGUCCGAAAUUUACUGGUACAGUUCGUGAUUUACUUCAUGCAAAAAUUGGUGAAACAAUGUUUCUUCCACAAUUUCAAACGGAUGUUUCACGACCACUUCAAAUCGAUAAAAUAAUUGAUAAUCAAGUUCAAGAUUUAUCUGGUGGUGAAUUACAACGUGUUGCAUUAUGUUUAUGUUUAGGAAAGUCAGCUGAUGUUUAUUUAAUUGAUGAACCAUCAGCUUUUCUUGAUUCUGAACAACGUUUACAUGCUGCACGAGCUAUAAAACGAUUUCUUCUUCAUUAUAAAAAAGUAGGUUUUGUUGUUGAACAUGAUUUUCUCAUGGCAACAUAUUUGGCUGAUCGUGUUAUUGUCUUUGAUGGAGAACCAUCCAUCAAAACUCAUGCAUCUGAACCACAAGCACUUCUACCGGGUAUGAAUUCAUUUUUAAAACAACUCGAAAUAACAUUUCGACGAGAUCCAAGAAAUGGUCGACCACGUAUUAAUAAGAAAGGAUCUUUUAGAGUAAAUUUAAUUUCACAGAGAAGGUUUUUCUUUACGAUUAAUUUUGUAUCUCCGUAUGAAUUAGGAUAAGGAACAAAAAUCAGCUGGUCAAUAUUUUUUUCUUGAAUGAUCAACGUUGAAAACAUAUUAUCUCAAUUAUUAUUCUCAUCGUUCUGAUUAUGCAUUAAAUAAUCAAAUCAAAUAGAUUUUAUUGCCAAAAAGGACAUAGGACUGUAAAUGAAAUCAAGAUAAAUUUUAUUUGUUAUUUUUUAUUUAUAUUUUUUCUAAAUAUAUAAACUUUUGAGGACACAAAUAUGCUUGAUAGUGAUAUUAUUGUUUACCAAUAAUAAUGUACCAAAAAGAUAUGGAAUCAGUAUUGAAAGCAAGACUUUCAUCUAACUAAUUUUUUUAAAAGGAUGAAGCUGAGUGUGGGUGCAAGCACGUGGUCAGUACUUCACAUGAUAUUCUACUAAAAACACUAUAUAAGAUACCGAAAAGGAUAUCCUGUCUCCAGUAUGUUGCAGAGACUUUAGAGUACUUUUUCUUUCUUUACUACUGCAGUUGGCUACAAAUAUUUAUGGAGUGACACCAUCAAACCGAUGCGA